AUCCUGAUUUUUCUAUUUAUGGGUUGUUUAUCUUUUAAUAAUCGAUAAAUUACCCUUAAUAGUAUCCUGAUUUUUUUAUAUAAUUCUUUUAUUAUUACUCUAAUAUUGAUAUUUUAGUGUGUGGUUCAGUGCCUUUUCAUGCAGAAAUUUGCUCAUUUGGGUAAAACAUAUCUGGGUAUUUUUGCAUUUUGUAAAUCCUUCUACAAAUAGCUGUUCCAUUGAUUAUUGGUAUUUGUGUGAUUAAGGUUCUUUUUGCAAUGGGUUAAGAAAACGUGUCGUUUUAUUUGCUUCUAAUUUAAUUUUGCUUGGUAAAAAAAAAAAAAAAAAAACCCACUGAACGAGCUCUUGAAGUAAAGCAAGAGGCAAAAUCUCAGAUUUUUUUUUUAUUUGAAAAAUAUUUGUAUUGAUGAUUGUGUGAACGUGUGCUGGUUUUUAUUCUCUCCAAAAGUUAGGAACUUGACUUUUGACUAGUAUCCUUUUUACUAGUAUAUGUUGGGAUUAUGGGAAAGAUCAACAUCACAUUUUUAAUGAAUAAAAAUUUUAAGGAAUCCACUUUCUUCCAUUCUUUACAAUUUGUCAUUUGUGUUUUUCUAAGAGGGGUAAAAUUGUUUGAUUAAUGGAGUGUUAUUUACUUUAUUUGUCCCGUUUAGAUUGCUACAAAUAAGCUUAAAAGCUCACGUUGAUAAGUCUAAUGUAGCAAUUUAGGUGGAAUGGAAUGGAACAUUAUGCUUUUUUUUUUAUUUUCUCAAUUUUUCAAAUUACAAAAGAUAAUAUAGGAUUUGAUGUUUUGAUGGAUCCAUUGAGGUUUGGAAUCAAUGAAGAUUUUUAAUAUGAUGGGGUCUUCUUAGAUCUAUAAUGAUUUGGUGGGCAUUAUUUUUUUGUAAUUUGCAAGAUUUUUAAAAAGAUUUAAAGAAAAGGUUUAUGGGUUUAUUUUGUUGGCUGUAAAAAGAAUGAAAAGUAAAAGCUUUCAAUUCAUUUUGGGUGACUAAUAGACUAGUUGCCACAAAUAAUUGGAGAGAGAGAGAGAGAGAAAGUAGGGAAGAGUUGUGGCCUUGUGGGUUUAUUGGAUGUUCUUAAAAUAUGAAACACCCAAUCCACUCUAUGGUGCAAUAAUGUAAUAUGAAGAGGUUCAUCUAAGCUGAAAGUGAGAUGAUGAAUCAUGUUUUGGUAUAAAUUAAGGCAUCAUGAAGAUUUUAUGCUGCACAAUUGCUGAUUAUGCUUUGGUACUUGUUCUUUAGAAUUCAAGGUUUGUUGGGAUUUGAUACUGGCAAGAUCUUGUAUGUUCUGGAGCUUGAGGAUUAAUCUAGUUUCAAGAUAAAUUCAUAAACGCGAUUUCGAUGAUGGAAUUGAAUCCAAAAAGUCCCAUCUUGUGGGAUUGGGAAAAUUACGUUAUGUACGAAUUGAAAGGUUCUGAAGCACCCAAGAAAUCGCAGUUAGUAGAGUCUGAAAUUGAGGGAAUCGAAGGAUUUGAAAGCGGUUCUUUCUGUUCGUCUGGAGGUCGUAGUGAUGUUGGUACUGGUUCUGAUUUGGGAUAUGUUUCCUCUUCGAGAAGCUCAAAAUCGGCUUCUAUCGAUUCAUCUACAGAUAGAGAGCUCAAAGGAACCCAAUUUUCAUUGGUUAGUAAUUAUGGGACAACAAAAACUUCCCCAACAAUCGAAAGCUCAGCUGCAUCAGGUGAAUCUUUGAUCGCUUUGGAACUUGGGAAGCGGACUUACUUUGGAGACGUUUCUGGGGCUAAUAAUGUGAAGAACAUUGCUCGGACUUCUGUUCCUCCUGAUUCCGUUGGUAAGAAGUCAAAAUCUACACCCGUUAGCACAGAGUCUCCGUGCUGCCAAGUUGAAGGGUGCAGUCUUGAUCUUUCGUCUGCGAAAGAUUACCACCGGAAGCAUCGAGUCUGUGAAAAUCACUCGAAAAGUCCAAAGGUCGUAAUAAAUGGACUCGAACGAAGAUUUUGUCAACAAUGCAGCAGGUUCCACAGCCUUUCAGAAUUCGACCAGAAGAAAAGAAGCUGCCGCAGGCGUCUUUCUGAUCAUAAUGCACGCCGCCGGAAGCCAAGGCCAGAGGUCAUUCAAUUCAACACUAUGAGACUGACAUCCUCUUUAUAUGAGGGCAGGAAUUCACUGAAUUUUUCUUUCGACCAGGUACCAAUGCUUCAGACUAGGCCUGGUACCUGGGGUAGUGCAAAUGAUUCCAAGGUUACGCUGGCAAAACCUGGUGUGCCUUCUAACAUGAAAUCGGUGGCCUAUAAUGAGCUGCAUGCAUCCCACACUGCUCUCCAAAACCCGACAACCAACGAAGUCUCUUCUUUUUCGGCUCGGUUGAUGCCAUCUAAGGGUGGUGAUUCAUCUGACGUCUUCCAGCGAGGUUUACCCGUCUCCUUGGCACCACUGAACAACUUGGCUGCGGCUCAAGAUUUCCGUGCUCUCUCUCUUCUGUCAACAAAUUCAUGGGGUUCAUGUGACCCGGAACCUUCAAUACUCGAUCAUUCUAUGCAUACAAAUCACGUCUCCUUGACUCAGCCAUUACCUGCCAUGCAUACAGCGUCUCUGGGUGGCCCUCCCAUUUCUUCGGAGUUUUGGCAAGUUGAUCAGCCAUCCACUUCUGGGUCUGGCUCGCAGCCUUCGACUUUCGAGCUGUUCAAAGCACCGAACGAGUCCAACUUUUAUCAUUACUAGCUUGCCCUCGGUGAUGCAGAGUAGUUUUCAUGUGAUUGAUGUUAUUAAUGCAGACAUGAAGGGGAUUUUCUCAUGCUAAACCAUUAAGUUUAUCAAGUUAUAUUGUGGUUAGGUACGAACAUAUUAGCUAAUUUUUUUAGGUAAAUGUUCUGAAUUUUUAAACACUUGAAAGGAUUUUUCAAGUUGCA
Messenger RNA from Amaranthus tricolor (Joseph's coat), 2863 nucleotides. Its product is annotated as squamosa promoter-binding-like protein 12. Lineage: Eukaryota; Viridiplantae; Streptophyta; Magnoliopsida; Caryophyllales; Amaranthaceae. Gene Ontology annotation, molecular function: DNA binding. Gene Ontology annotation, cellular component: nucleus. Bases 1338 to 2675 code for a protein of 445 amino acids. The record is from RefSeq and is a predicted model, not a curated record. The transcript has 6 exons.